Messenger RNA from Cinara cedri, 12333 nucleotides. NCBI's taxonomy places the organism in Eukaryota, Metazoa, Arthropoda, Insecta, Hemiptera, Aphididae. The record is from the annotation of a GenBank genome assembly.
CGAUCAUGUGUGAACGACAGACACCGGUUCGGCGAGUUGAAUUUGUUUCUUUAAUAAAAAAAAUUUAUUAAGUACUUAAUUUUUUUCCGAUUAUUCGCAUUUUAUUUAAAAACUAGUUGUUAAUAGCAGUAACGGUGUUCGUUUUCGUCGGUAUCCGUUGCUCGCUAUUUUACUGUUAUACGCCGGCCAUUCCCGCCGAGAUCGGCGUUCGAAUAAUGCCCGACGUACCGCGAUCCAGCGCCCGUCAGCAGCGAGCAGCUACAACCGCACGUCAACCGAGUCCGGUCACUAUCGUAUGUGUUUCGCGUCCAGCUAUGGCCAAAGAGGCCAUCUAUUGGAUUUGGAAAAAACUCUGGUGGGCUUGGUAUUUGGCCAUCACCAUGAUGGUGUGUUACUCCAGGGAAUAUAUACGAAAGAAAGGCGUCUGGGAUGCGGGUAAGUGAUGAUUAGAUUGUACAAUAUUGUUAGUAUUGGCUACAUUAGUAAAAAGGUACAAAUAUAAAUCCUUAUUUCCUGUUACUUUAUAUAGAUAGGUACUUAUUCGCAUAGACGUGUGCAAGGGGGAGGCAGGAGAGACAUCUGUUUCCUGCGAGAAUACCAGUGUUUUUAAAAAAAUAUGUUAGAUAUGAAUUUGUUUUAAAUAUAAAUUCCAACAUCCCCUUGAUUUUGUAAAAUGUAAGUGAAGGGCCUAUAGAGUUAAACCUCCCCCCCAAAAAAAUUUGAUUUAAUUGAUUGUCGCCUCCUUUGCUUAGAUAACUUGUGCAUGCUUAUAUAUGUCUAUUCUGUACUUCUUUUGUGUUUUCACAAGCUAUGUGAAAAUAUAGUAUAGUAAAAUAGUAUAUACGAGUUUUUUAAAUUUGGUUUCCAUAAUCAACUUCUAUUUUUAUCUGUGUUAGAAACCUGCCUAAUUUAUUGAAAAUAUGCAGAUUAUAUAAUUUAUCUUGCCUGUCAAAUAUUUGUAAUCAAAGUUAAAAAAGCUACAACAUUUUUUGAAGUAGGUAGGUAUAUGACCAUUUAAAAGCCAAAGUAUAUUAAGUUAAAAUUGUUUUCUUCCAAUUACUAGGUAAGUAUUUAGAAAAUUAAUAUUGGAAAAAUUGUGUAGAAGAGACUAAAAAUUGAGUAACCUAUUCCUAGUUUAUUUUAUUAAGUAUUACUUAUUUUAUAUUAUAUAAUCAACUUUCUUAGUAUUGUUUUUACCUUUGUUUUUACCAGCAUAAAUGCUUUCAAUAAUCUGAUUUUUAAACUGAAAUUAUGGUCGAUAACUGACCACGAUUAGUUUGUUAUCUUAUAAACUCUGUUUAAUAAUCAACAGUGAGAACAGGUCUUAGAGUACAGUUAACUGCCAACUUUGUGACAUAAAGUGUGUCGCAAUUCAUUUCCACUUUAUAAUAAAUUGUACAUUGUUCAUAGUACACAUAUAUUUGGUUUUUACAUACCUAACAUAAAUUGGAGGUAGGAAUGAAAUAAAAAAGAGCUGAUACUGCUGAUGAAUGUUGGACUGUUGUAAGUAGGAAAUUAGGAUACUAUAGAGUUUUCUAGAGAUUAAUUAGUUUUAUAUCUGUAUAAUAUGACCAAUUAUAACUAAUGAAAAACGAUUCUAAGUGAAGUUCAGUUAAAUAAGUUUUAAAAUUCUUGAAUUUUAUGAUUUAAAAUUUGAAACCUUAAAUCCUAAUCAUACAAAUUGGUACUUGUCUAGUAUAAAAGCCACUGAAAAAUGUUACUCUAAUAUGAUACCCACUACAUAAUAUGUUCCUAUACCAAUAUGCGAUUAGUCUAAUAUGAUAUAGUUACCUACUAACCUACCUAAACAUUAUACAAUACUUACAUUUUUGCUGUAGGUUUAUAUUGCGUAAAAACGAUUCAAAUGUAUUAGUUUGAUUAAUAAAUUGCCACUAUUCUUAUUUUUAAAUAGCUCAUGGUAAUGUUUUCCAUUUUAAAUAGGAAUGAACUUUUGACAAAUUAAAAUAAAAAUAAUCCACAAAGUAUUAAAAAAAGGAUUACCUGUACAUAUUUUGUAUUCUCAGAUAAUUUUAACAAUAUUUCACAAUUAUUAGUUUUUCUGAAGGUAAUAAAUCAGAUAAGAUACAAAGAUAUAUGAUUUCUCCUUUAUAGGUAACUAUGUGUAGGUAUCACUAUCCGAGUAGGUUUCAUAUUAAGCCGGUCCCACAUGACCGGUGUACUUGACCAACAUAAGUCACUGGUCAAAAAAUACUGAUAUACUUUACAUGGUCUGUGAGCCACUGUUUUAGGUGAAAUGUUAAGAAGAUAGGAUAUAGAGGUUAUACACGUGUUGAAAGGUUGUCAUAUUUACUAUUUUCAUUAAAAUUAUAUAUUUAUAUGAAUGCUAAUUAAUUAGCUAUUGUUGGUGUUUUCUUAAUUAAUAUAUUUUUUUUUUUUGUUAAAACUUUAUAAUUGUAAUAUUAAUUCUUAGCGACUCUUACUUUUUAGCACAAGCAUACAAUUUUUAGAAGUGACUCAGUAUAAUUUAUGUUCAAUAGCAAUUUAAUUUAAUUUGUCUUUUUUUAUUUACUUAAAUUUGUAUACGAGUGUACAUUCCACAAAGAAAAAUGUAUUGGUUUUACAAUGGUGUUUAUGUAUAUUAUUUUUCUUAUAUCUACAAUUUUCUACCGAAAUUUUUAAAUGUAGUGCCUUCUUAGAAAAUGAAUUUUAUCUACUUUGGUACUUUAGGAAUAAUAAUUAACUUAUUGUUAUGUUUUUAUUCAAAAUUGUAUUAAUACAUUUAUUAUUUUUGUUUUUUACAGUUGCAGAUUUUAUGGAAACCUUGACUCCAAAAUUCUACAUUGCUUUGACAGCAACUUCUUCAUUCAUAUCAUUUUUAAUAAUGGUAUAUUUAUAUCACUUAUUACCUUUAUAUUUAAAUGUAAACUAUAUUAUCACUCUAAUAUAAUAGUCAAGUUAUGUUGGCUUUAAUAUUACCUUUAUUAAAAAUGAAAUUAGAGAAAGAAAUUAAAGUCUCAACACAAAUCAAAACAAUUUAAAGAAUUAAAUAUUUUUAAAGGUAGUCAUUUACUUGUUUUCUAAAAUAUUUUAAUAAAAAAAGUUGUAUAGAUUUUUUUUUAAAAAAAAAAGGGAAAACCAACAUGACUAACUUUUUUGUUUAUACAUAUUUUGUUAUUAAUAAUAGUUCAGAAAAUCAAUGGUAUUCUACAUUUUAUUUUCUUUAUUAAGUUUUUAUAUCAGAGUUAAAAUGUGUAUUUCAACCUAAAUGCUUCAGAUCGUUUUCUAAGUAAGCCUGAAAACCAGUUUUCGGAAAUUGUUUUACCAUUUCUUAAAACUUUAAUCAAAACUGGAACCUAACAAAAAACUGUUCUCAAAACCAAAAUUGUUAAUUUAACUGAUAUUUCUUCGUAUUAUAACAUAAAUAACAAUGAAAACUAUUUUAUUAUAUUAAUUUUAUUUCUCUAAUAUAUUAUCAUACCAGCAAUUGCUAUCAUUAUAAUUUUUAUCAUUCCCCAUACCCAAAGUUAGAUUAGAUUUUUAUAAUUUUUUACAAGUAAAAUUAUUUGUGUGAAAAAGUUAUUUUUAAUUAAUUGAGAGUUUAAAUUUUAGACUAAACCCUAAAUAGCGAUUCAAGUAUACCUUAUAAUAAGUAUUAAUUGAUAAAAAAUAAAAAUCUGGUCUAUAGUGACAUAACUAGUACUGUAACUAUGCAUUUAAAAAAAAAAUUAACCUAAAACUGACCAAUUUUGUUCAAAAACCGGUUUAUAAAAUCAAAACCAAAACAUUUAAAAAACUGGUUUCAAAACCAAAAAAAAUUUAAAAACCAAUAAAAUUGUUAUGUAUUAAUAUUUUACUUAUGUUACACUAAAAUAGUAAAUGGGUAUAGUAUAGCCUUCACUUUUUUCUUUGUUACUUAUAAGAAGUAACUAUAGAACAUUUUUUUAAAUUGUUCUUCCGAAUUCAAAUGUUUCUUGGUUUUUACUAAACAUUAUACAAUUUUUUUGAUAUUUGAUACACUUUUUACACAACAAAUACAAAUACUAGUUACAUUUUUACACUUUCAAUUAAAGCUUUUUUGUUACAAAUUACAAAUUACUUAUGCAAUUUUUAAUCAUAAACUAUUGUUUUAGGUAUCCGAAUGGAUGUAUUUUCAAAAAUAUGGUGUAUCUUUUAUUGAACAAUUUUCACUUAACUACAUAAGUCCUUGGAUUGGUGGAGGUAACGAUAAUAAUCAACAAGUACCAGGUAUUUAUAUACACCUCCUGUAUUUUAUUAGAAAUUUGAAUACCAAUGUGGUUUUUAUGGUCUCUAUCUAUUUAGCUAACUCCACAUAACCAAAGUGCUCUUCAUAUUUUUAACCUAGAUAUCUACUGUUACUGCCUGGCAUUUUAAUUGUGGUAGUGGGAAAAAGCUUAAACCACUUAAUAAUAAUAUAUAAUUAAAAAAUAAAGCAAUAAAUUUGUUUAGAAUGCAAAGUUUGGCGAAAUCCAUUAGGACUUUUUCGUGGUGCAGAGUAUGCAAGAUAUUAUAAUGUAACCAAAAGAGAUCCUUUGACAUUUUAUGAUAUGAACUUAUCUGCUCAAGACCAUCAGGCAUUUUUUAUCUGUGAUGCAGACAGUGGAAAACCGGAUUAUGAAAGUACAAAAUUAUUAUAUAAAUAUAUUUGUAGAAUAUAUCUAUCAAUUAGGUUAUUUAUUUAUUAAGUUAAGUAAAAUGAUAAGAUUUGAUUUUGUUUAAGUAAUGCAAGCUGCUUGGAGAGAAAGGGUACCAGCUGCAAGAGUGAAAGCAGCUCAUUUGGCUCUAGAAAAGAAUUCAGAAUGUGUCACAGCUCUUAUAAUGUUAGCUGAAGAAGAAGCUCCAACUAUGGUAAAAGUUGAAAAAAUUUUGCGAAAAGCAUUAAAGAUAGCUGAAGCUAACUACAAAAAAACACAAAAAUCACAUCAUGUAGAUGCCAAUGCUGAAAUGAAACACAGUAAUUUAUAUGAUUAUAUAUUUAUAUUUCUUAUAUCUAUAUCAAAAUUAUAAUUAAAUACAUUAAUGUUACUAAAAAAAGAGUUGAUAGGUGCCACUGUUAUAGGUGGAUAGUUGUGAAGGUGGGAUACAUGAAAUUAUUUAAUUUAUAUCUAUAACUAACAAUAAACAAUUCCUAAUGAAAAAAGGCCAUAAUAUUACAUUGAACUCAAUCUUUUGUAAUUAUUUUGGUAAUUUUUGCUGUUAUUUUUAAAUAAUUUUUGGUUUACUCAAUUAUUAAAAAAAAUUACAAAUAAAUCAAAAAACAAAUUAAUUAUUCAUGAAUUAGAUUGAAAAUUAAACAAACAAUAUCUCUUGAUGUGGUUUUAUUAAAAAAGUUGUUAUGAUAAAAACAUAAGCAAAUUUAAAAUAAAGAAAUCUUUGUGCCGUAAAUUGAGAAAAAAUUGUAUAUUUCAUAAGUUUUAGUUUUCCUAAUUAUAAGGAAGCCCACUUUAAAUAUUUAAAAACUACUUAAUGUAUUCAUAUAAAUUCAGUAUAUAAUCAGUAAAUAUAAUAUGAACAAAAUUGAUCUCUUGUCAUUUUUCAAAUGGCGUAAUAUUUCUAUUAGUAAACAUAUGUUGAUCAUAAUAAAUCAAUGAAAAUAGUAGUUAGAGAAUACAAAUUUUGUAAAAGAUGUUAUUCUAAAAAUUUUAAUGUACGAGGGUUGUCCCAAAAGUAAUGCACAAUUUGCUUUGAAUAAAUAAGUUUUUAUUUUAAACUAAAUACAAUAUUAUAGACCUUCGAUAUAAUCUCCCUGCUUGNCUUCGGCUCACUUCUUCAUUUAGUAUAUCUAAGUUGGGAAAACGGAUCCCUCUAAGUGGUUUCUUCAGUUUUGGAAAUAAAUCAAAAUCCGGCGAAUACGGUGGGUGUUUGAGGCAUUCCCAUCCAUAUUUCUCCAAAAGAGCGACGACUGGUGCUUCGAUAUGCGGCCGCGCAUUAUCGUGCAAUAUGGACACCAUUUUGUAACAACUGGUCGCUUUUUACGGAUUUCUGGUCGCAAUUUUUUGGCAAGGAAUGUUUUGUAGUAAUCCCCGGUUACACUACUGCGUUAUUUGUCGGUCUUCAUCGAGUAGAGUUGCGAGAAUAGCCGCGUUAGUGUUGUCUUGAGUCUAGAGGGUCGGCCAGAGCGAGGGAUGUUAUCAGUACUUAUACGACCAUCACGGAAUCGCUGAUGCCAUCUUUGCACCGUACUACAAUCUACAGUAUCCGUUUCACACACUUCAUUUAACGCGGCAUGAAUUUCAGAUUUUAAUGUAUGCGCGUUGCUCAAAAACAUAAAUGUGAGCCGACGAAUUGUUCUCACUUUCGUUAUCGUUCUCACACAUCAUCAUACUUUACUAAAACAACUAAAACUGAAAACGCACGUGUUCGUUAGACUUCAAGCUACAAACUGAUACUAAAAUCAGCUGAUAAUAUCACAUUGCAAGACAGCUAGAGCGCGCUGUGCAUUACUUUUGGGACAACCCUCGUACCAUUUAUUUAUAUUUGAUCAAUAGUUUCUUAGUAAUAAUAGUUUUAAUUUCUAGUAAAUUGGUAUAAAAACAAUUAAUUUUUAAUUGAAAACACAUUAUAUGUAGAGAAUACAAUCCAGAAAUCCUUUCAUAAUUCAAGAUUUUGAGAUCUUUUAGAGCUAAUCUCGGGUUUACAUAAAAAAAGAUCAUAAAAAGAAACAUACAUUUUAAAAAUUAUUAUAAUAUAUACAGGCUGUCCCAUGAAUAUAUACCCUUUCAGUAUUUCUGGAGAUAAUAAAGUUGAUCAAAUUCUGUUCUUUUUGUAUUACUCACAGAGAUGAGGACUACAAAAAAUUAUAUUUGAAAUAAUUUUUUUAUUAUUAUUUUUUCGGAAAAUUUUAAGAUAAAAUAAUGGUCUGUAAAGAUUAUUUUUCUAAACAUUUUAUAGUAUCACAUAUUUAUAUCUGAUGAAUAGUUUCUAAGUACCACCUUAGUAACAUCUAGGGAAUACUGAACCAUGUUAUGUGAUAACAUCAGUUUUCACAGGGAUUAGUAGAAUUUAAAAUGGCUGUUACUUAAAAACUAUUAAUAAAUGUGUGAUACAUUUAUAAAUGUGUAAAUGUGAAUAAAUGUGUAAAUGUGUGAUACAUUAAAAUUUUCAGAGUAAUAAUCUUUAUUACAUAAUGGUUAUUUUAAAAUUUUUCAAAAUAAUAAUAAAAAAAAAAAAUUAAAAUACAAAUAUUUUUUAGUCCUCUUCCCGGUUAGUAGUAUAAAAAAAACAGAAUUUGAUAUCUUUGUUAUCUUUGGAGAUACUCCUGGGUUAGCCAGUAUUUAUAUAUUUUGUUUUUAACUAAAAUGUUAACAAUUUAAUAUUAUUUAUUACAGGGAAAAAAAUAUUUUAUUCAAAAGAAAUAUUUUAAUAUUAAGAUCUGAGAAAUAUUGUACCACCUAAUGUUUCAUCUCUGAAUCUACUUCUUAUUUUAUUUCCCAUGUAUGUAGCUGCUGAAAACGUUCAGGUUCUAUGCUAGUGGGAGAAAUAUUUAAGAUAUUUAGAUAUUUAAACUCUAAUUCUAACUGAGUUCCUCUAUUCUCAUACAGGUUUAUAUCUUGGAUAAUUUUAUUAGGUAUUUAGGUAUAUAAUAUCAAUCAUAGAUCAUUAUAAACUUAUAGAUAACAAAUAUACCCAAAUGCUCUACAAUUUUUUAAUAAUAUUAUAGAUAAACUCACAAAAUAUUUUAUGUUAUAUAUAAUAUAUUUAUUAUUUUUAUUAAAUACAAAAUCCCAGGGUUGUAGUAUUUGCAGGUUUACCUAUAAUUUCCUUUCAGGUUUAUCCCAAUUACUUCAAAAAAAUGACUUCAGUGGACAAACUAGAGAAUAUUGCAUUUCAAAAAAGUUGCUACACUCUAUGGUCUAUACAUUAAAGCAAGUUUUUGGGGAUAAAAGAUGUUUAAAAAAAAAAAAAAUGUAUAUAUAUAUAUAAAAACACAUAUAAUAAAAUCAAUAGAUCCCUGGCUACACAUUCUGAAUCAAAAAAAAUGUGUUUCAAAUUAUUUAAAAAAUGUUAUUAUUUGUUUCAGGACGUGAUUUAAAUGUAUUAAUAUAUAUUCGAAGACGUAUAGCUAUGUGUUGUAGAAAAUUAAGGAAGUUAAAAGAGGCCAUUAAAAUGUUUAGAGAUGUAAGUUGAAUAUUGGACAUUCAAUCAUUACCAAGUUAUAUUACCAAUAUUACAUAACCCAAUUAUAUUUAAGUUUUUUUUUAAAUCUCAAUUGUUCAGUAUUAAAUUUAAGUAUGACUGAUGGCUAGGUAUCUACUCUCACGCUCAUCAUGCUCACUGGGUUUUACCAUCAGAUUAUAUUGCCAGACCAUAUUAUUGUCUUAAUUAAUGAUAGAACUCUCAAUAUCGCGAGUUUUUCCCAUCUCAACAAUAUUUUUAUCUAAUAUUCAUAUUAUGUACAGAAACUUUUGUUAUUAUUUUUCUACAUUUAUUUAUAAAUAUAAUUGUAAAUAAUAAAAUAAUUAAUAUAUAUGCUUUGUUUUUCUAAAAACAUAAUUUUCAUGUGUUUCCUAAUAAAUUGUCGUAAAAAAAUAUACAGUUAUUCAACUUUUUAAUUAUCAUUAUGUGUAAUGGAAAAAAUAUAACAUCAGUGUACAGAGACUUUUUUGACCCACUGUAUAUAUUCAACUUCUGAUUUUUGGGAUUUUUAAGUGUAGUUAAAGCCGAUAUUUUCGAAUACUUGGACUUUUCACAAUAUUUAAGGAGUAUCCUUUGGUGAUACUAACUUUUGUUUUUAACUAAUACUCCAUCUAUUUAUGGACUUUUUAAUAACGUGUUGAUGCCCGUAUACAGGCACAUAUCCAGAAUUUUAUUUCAGGGAGGACUGACUAAAAUGUANUCUCUUGCAACCCAAAUUUAAAAGUGGAAUAUCUCGUUGACGGAUUGAAAGAAAUCAAAAAUUUGAACACAAAAAUUUAUUUUAACUAUUAUUACUCCAUCUAUUUAUGGAAUUUUUAAUAUAGGUUGUUAUUUGAAAAUUAAAAAUAAGUAGUGAUUUUACUCUUAAAAAUAAGAGUUACAAAAAAUAACAUAAAUAUAAAAUUCCAGAGCCGCUUGUUUCUUAAAUGGAUCACCUGCUAGUUUAAAACAUGAUUCCCUAUUUGUAUUUCGUGUACCUAUGUAUUGCUAUAUUGUAUGUGUACUUUGUUAAUAAUUAGAAUUUAAAGGAUUCAUAUUAAUAAUGGUAGAAAUAAUGGCAGCAAUUUAUUAUUAUUUAUUAAUUGUUUGUUUUAGUCAAUUAGGAAUUUUCUCUUUAUCAUAAUGUUCUGUUACUUGAAUACUAGAUGAAUAAGAAAAUAAAGAGACUAAACUUUGUUCACUGGACUAACAUUUCAUCUAUAUCUUGUUAAUCUAUUAGUAUAGUAUUAAGAAAUUAAGUUUUUUCAGUUACUUAAAAAAAAAAAUACAUAUGUUAGGUCACAAUUAAAACUGAAAAUAAUGUGGUUAAUUAAAUUAAUUAGACAAAUUGAACAAUAAUAUAUAUUCUAUUGAUGGCAGUUUAUUCUCCUUUUUCUUUAUUUAUUAUAUGAGUAAAUUGUACACAAAUAAUGAAAAGUUUGUUUAUGUUUGUGUAUAGUAUAAAUACUAGAUAUGUAUUUGUAUAUGUAUAUUUAAAUAUAAUUUAUAAAAAUAUUUGUUAUUAACAGUUAAGCAAGGAAAUGCCUCCAAUUAUGAACAUACUUAAUGUUCAUGAAAACUUAAUAGAAGUACUAUUAGAAACGCAGUCAUAUGCCGAUGUUCAAUCAGUAUUAGCGAAGUAUGAUGAUAUAAACCUACCUAAAUCGGCUGUCAUCUGUUAUACUUCAGCAUUGUUAAAAAUCCGUGUUAUUGCUGACAAGUAAAUUUAUUAUUGAUAAAAAUAUUUUAAUAUUGUUACUUUGUUUCAAAAGUUUCAAGCUUGUUUAUAUUGUAUGUAUGCUAUAAUUUGUUAUUGCUGUAUUUCUAUAGGCAUACUUUAGCUCUUUUGAAUAACUAAAUAUUUGAUUUAAAUUAAAUUAGUGGAUAAUAAAUAAUGUAUAAAAUAAUGGGAGCAAACAAAAUGCGUUUUGCUAUUUAACCUUAUAAGAGUUAUAUAUAAUACAUUCUAUACACUUUAUAUUUGUCUAGAAAAUCACAUCAGUUUAAAUCAAAUUUUAAUAAAUAAAUAAAAUAAAAUGUUAUUUAUUUUUAUAAUAUAUUGUUUUUAGGUUUUUUUUUUUUGUGUAAGCUAAAUUAUAUGUUACAUUUUUUAUGUAACAAUACAAUUUAUACUUAAAGUGAAGCAAAAGUUACUCUGGAAUUAAUACUAUUCUCUUUUCAAAUCAAAAACUUAAAGGUAUUUUUAGAAUAUAAACUAUUAGUUAAUGAUUAUUGCACAUGACAUUGCAAUUUCAAUGAAAGUUUAAUAAAACUCAAUGGUUUAAAAAAAAACAAAUAAACUGAUAAACUACCAUUUUGUUUCCUUUUUUAAUGUAGUAAUUUUCACUAAAACGUUAUAUACAUUAUACAUAUUAUAAAUGUAUAUCAAGAAAAAUAAGUGUAAUUAUAAAAUGAAAAAUUAAUGCAUGGACAUUUUAGUUUUGAGUAUUAAUAAAUUAAUAAAAUUAUUAAAAUAAUAAAUAUAUUUAUUAAUAAUAUACUUAAUGUAUAAAUUUAAUUAAUUACAGAUAUAAUGCUGGAAAUGCAUCAAAAAGAGGGUUUAAUCAGGCUGAAGAAAUUGCUAUCGAAGCUAUUCACCGGGCAGUGGAAUUUAAUCCUCAUGUUCCAAAAGUAUGUUUUAAAACUCUCUGAUUAUAUACUUCAUAAAAUUUAAUAAAUCUUUUUUUUUUUUUAAUUAUUGAUAUUGUAAAUUAUAAUCAAAGUUUAGUUGAUAAUAUCAAUCAAACAAAUCAUAUUACAUCUUACAAUAGUUUAUUGUAAUUUUAAUUAUUAUAGUGUAUUGUAUAGUGUAGAUAUAAAUUUGACAACAUUCGACAUUUUAAAAAUAUUAAUGUAAAAACACAUUAAGACAAAAUUAUUUUAUGACUUAUUGUUACUCUGUUAUUUUUAGUAUUUAUUGGAAAUGAAAUCUUACAUUUUGCCCCCUGAACAUAUAUUGAAAAGAGGAGAUUCAGAAGCUGUAGCAUAUGCAUUUUUUCAUUUAGCCCACUGGAAACGGAUAAAAGGAGCAUUGUCAGUACUCAAUGUGAUGUGGGAAAGUGCAUUUGAUCAAAUACCAUACCCUUUAGAAAAAGGAUAUUUAUUUCAUCCCUAUCCAGCGUGCACAGAGUUAGCUGAUAGAGAAUUAUUACCUAGUAAUUUAUUAAAUUUAUAUUUCUUAGAUCAUAGAUUAUUUAUGUGUAAUUUAAUUGUUUAGGUCAUCAUAAAGUAAGUGUAUUUCCAAAGAAGGAUUUGCCAUUCUUCAUUCACUUCACUGCUGGUCUAAGUUCCUUUUCUGCAUUACUAGCUCUGAUGAUUUAUCUUCAUCCACAGUUGACAGGCAACCUUGUUUAUAUUGUAAGUCAAUAUCAUAAUUAAUUUACAAAGUAAAUUUAAAAAUACUAAAUAUUUUUAAUGUAUAAAUGUAUUUGUAUUGAUUGUUUUAGUUUUGUAUGUGGAUUAUAGUGCCAAUAAAUUACUGUCUAGAUCGGUUGGAGACUUUGCUUCCGAAUAAUAUUUUAGAUAUCAUCUCAAAUAUUUGAUCUUGAUCUGAUUAUAAUUAAUAUUUUUGUAUUAUUACUUUAGAUAUUGUGUUGUAUAUAUAAGGAGAGUUCAUUGAUCUGAUUACAUUUUUGUAUCUUUAUAUAUCAUAAUAUUAUAUUUAUUUUAUUUAAUUCUAGUUUUAAUUAAAUAUUGAAUUUAAACUAGUCAAAUCGAAUCUAAAUUUAAGAUAGUAUGAAUAGGAUAGAUAGAUACCUAUCAGCAUUGAUUAAGCAUCUUUUAGACUUAAAUCAGUGAUGGAAAAUCAUACUAGAUUAAUUUGAGUUCUCAAAUUAAUUUUAAAUUAUGUAUGAUGACUAUGAACCUCACUUAUUUUUAUUAAAAGUGAACUUUCUUUCAGUAUUUUUACUAUUUAAAUUUUAAAUAAUUAACAUUUUUACUGUAUUAUUACUAUUGUUUAUAAUUAAAAGUCAAAUAUAUAAAUUUGAUUUAACUACAAGUAUUUUAUUUAUAUAUUUUUUUUUAAGUAACACAUUGUAACCUUUUAAACUAUUUUAAUAAAAGAUUUUAUAAAUUGUAGAUGUGAUUGUAUGCUAUUCUUGAUGUAAUAUUGUUACAUCAUAUUUAAAAAUCAUUAGUGCUAAAUUAAACAAUAUUAAAACAGAAGUUUUUUUAUUUACUUUAAACUAUUUUAGAUUAAAAUGUGUUUUAUAUAUACCUAAAUCUUGUAAUAAAGAU